AUGGAGCACGAAGGCAUGCCUGGCUGCCUUGGUGAUUGUCUUCAUAAUAAUGCUGAUUUUAAUUGGUCUGUUCGUGUUUUACUACGUGCGAAUAAAGCAGAUUAGUAAGUACACUGGGGAAAUGGCUGCGGGAGAUGUCUGCAUCACAAAUGAGUGCGUUGCUGCAGCCGCACAGAUGAUGAAGAAGAUGAACCGGACAGCUGACCCAUGCGUGGACUUCCACGAAUUUGCGUGUGGUCGCUACAUUAGGGAGACGGUGCUUCCCAAAGGAUACACCGAGGUGAACGUUUUCACCACCAUCACUGACCGAAACGAAAUGGUGAUGAAAGAUAUUAUCAGCAGCGAAAUAACAGCAGACGAACCGAAAUACUUACAAAACAUGAAGCGAUUUUACAAGUCCUGCAUGGACGUCGAACAGAUUGAGAAAACGGGACUCGCCGAGUAUUUCAAGGACCCCUUCUCGAAAGACUGGCCAACUAUCAACCCGGCAACCUGGGAUGAGGCGAACUUUCACCUGAAUGGCGUCAUUGCCCGUUUCGUAUCCGUCGACACACAGGCGAUUUUUAUAAUUCAAGCAGGUCUGGACUACAAAAACUCCAGCAAAAAGGUCUUGUUUCUGCGCGACCCUGAACUUGGCAUCGAUCCAGAAUUCUACUUUGUACCAAGGAAUGAUCCUCUUAUUCUCGCAUACCAGAAGUUUAUCAAAGACAUCACAGUAGUUCUGGGAGCUAAUGAAGCAACGGCUGAAAAGGAUGCGAUGGAUCUUGUAGAUUUUGAAAUAGCAUUGACUAAGAUCAUGGUUUCCAAAGCUGAGAAACAAGAUUUUAACAAAGCGUAUAAUCCGGUUACCAUGAGGCAGCUGGGAUCUUUAUAUCCGAAGCUGGACAUACCCCGAGCAACAAGAGCUCUCUACAGUACGGCAAAUAUAACGAUUCCUGACAACGAAACGGUUAUCAAUAUGCAUCCACCGUACAUGGAGAAACUGCACAAAACCGUUUCUAAUUUUUCCGGCCGCGUUGUACAGAAUUUUUUCAGCUUCAAAUACGCUUUAAACCGAGUGCAAGACCUUAGCCAUCGCCUGCGAGAAGUCAAGCUGGACUACGACAAGGUAAUGGAGGGCAAGACAGAAGAAACUCCAAGAUGGAAAAGCUGCCUCAGCAGCACAUCGUCGGCUUUCUGGGUGGGGAUGUCCAAACAGUUUGUGGCCAGGAAGUUUUCCCAGAAAGCCAAAAACUAUAUAAUGGAAAUGAUUGACAAGUUGAAGACAUCCUUUCGACAAAUCAUUGAAGAAACCUCGUGGAUGGUACCGCCUACCAAGCAAGCAGCUUUUAAAAAGCUCGCUUACAUGACCUCCAAGAUCGGUUACCCCGACACACAUUUCACAGACCAAGAUGUUGAUGAAACGUAUGAACAUUACCAGAUGCGAGAAGACAACUACUACGGCAACUGGAAUCUUAUUCUCACACUGUCCAGAAUCGAAUCCCUAAUCUCCCUCAGGACACCCGUGGAUAAGAAUGAGUGGAGGAUGGCCCCUUACGAAGUCAAUGCUUACUAUUCUGCAGCGGAGAACCAAAUAGCAUUUCCUGCUGGUGUUGUUCAGUCUCCAUUCUUCUCACAAGCCUUCCCUGAUUAUAUAAAUUAUGGAGCUGUUGGUGUGGUCAUUGGGCAUGAGAUCACCCACGGCUUUGACAACGAAG
Candidula unifasciata is the source of this 1697-nucleotide messenger RNA. NCBI's taxonomy places the organism in Eukaryota, Metazoa, Mollusca, Gastropoda, Stylommatophora, Geomitridae. The record is from the annotation of a GenBank genome assembly.